AGAGCUUUGUUUUGGGGUUGACAACACCGCUUGCGCGCAACGGAGAGUCGGCGCAAAGUUUCCUCGAUGGCGCUGGUGAUGGAGCCGGUCAGCAAAUGGAGCACGAGCCAGGUGGUGGAGUGGAUGAAAGGUCUGGACGACUGCUUGCAGCAAUAUGUGUGUGUGUUUGAGCGCGGAGGUGUGUGCGGGGAGAGGCUGCUGAGGAUUAGCCACGCCGAGCUGGAGGAGCUGGGAGUUUCUCGCAUCGGACACCAGGAGCUCAUUCUGGAGGCGGUAGACUUGCUCUGCGCUCUGAACUCAGGUCUGGAGACGGAGAGCGUCAGGACUCUGGCUCAUAAACUCGGCGCCUCGGCCAAAAACCUGCAGAACUUCAUUUCUGGCCGCCGCCGCAGCAGCCAAUCAGAGAGCAGGAGUUCGCGGCGGCUGCCCAACGAUCUGCUGACCUCUGUGGUCGACCUCAUCACCGCCGCCAAGAGCCUGCUAGCCUGGCUGGACAGGUCUCCCUUUGCUGCAGUGGCAGACUACUCAGUAACCCGAAAUAAUGUCAUUCAGCUCUGCCUGGAGCUCACCACCAUUGUACAGCAGGACUGUACGGUGUUUGAGACGGAGAACAAAAUCCUUCAUGUGUGCAAGACGCUGUCGGAGGUGUGUGAGCACAUUGUGUGUGUGUCAUCGGAUCCACUGGUCUCUCAGUCAGCCCACCUCGAGCUGGUUCACCUCACCAACAUUAAACCCUCUGAAGGCCUGGGAAUGUACAUUAAGUCCACCUACGACGGCCUCCACGUGAUCACAGGAACUACUGAAGGGUCUCCAGCUGACCGCUGUAAGAAGAUCCAUGCGGGAGAUGAAGUCAUACAAGUUAAUCACCAGACUGUGGUGGGCUGGCAGUUACGCAACCUGGUCGGCUCGCUGAGGGCCGAUAAAGGCGUCGUGUCCCUGACCCUGAAGAAGCGUCCGCAGAGCACGCUCAGCUCCGCCCCUGCUCUGCUGAAGAACAUGCGCUGGAAACCCCUCGCUCUGCAGCCGACCAGAAGCCCAGGCAGUGGUUCGGGCACACCCUCAGGCACACCCACCAAGAGCUCCGCCCUGCAGGACCUUUACAUCCCACCUCCACCUUCUGAGCCAUACACACCCAGAGAUGAGACAGGAGCCUUGUCUGGGGAUGAGGCAUCGCGUAACCACGGUGGCGUCAGCGUUGCUAAGCGCUCUGAGUCACCAAACUCCUUCCUGGAUCAAGAGUCUCACCGGCGAGAAGAGGAGGAGUCCGUGUACUGCACCACACCUACAUAUGGCAGGCUGAGGCCCAUCUCCAUGCCUGUGGAGUGUAACUGGGUGGGCGACUAUGAAGAUCCAGCCAAGCUUAACAGAGAAAGCCGCCGAGAAGCGUCACUGAUGCGUUACGUGGGACUGUCCGGGGUGGACGAGAGGACCGGCUCUGACGACUACUCCUGCCACACGGCUCGUCCGGGCAAACGGAGCAAUGACACGACCAAACGGGCCAAGAGGCGGAGCCACCACAGUCAAAGCCCCUCCCACUACGUCCUCCAGACAAAUCAGAGAGAUUCGCCGCCGAGAGACCCGCCCUCCAUUUAUCAUACAUACCAACAGUCCUCCUCUCUGCAGUCAAAGAACCGGAAGAAAAAUAAAGGACGAAGUUUGGCCUCGCUGAGUCGGAGGCGUGUUUCCUGCAAGGCGCUGGGCAGAGGAGACUGCGAGGGCUGGCUGUGGAGAAAGAGAGAUGCAAAGGGUUACUUUUCUCAGAAAUGGAAGAAGUACUGGUUUGUUCUGAAGGACAACUGCCUGUACUGGUACAUCAAUGAGGAGGACGAGAAGGCCGAGGGUUUCGUCAGUCUUCCAGAGUUUAAGAUCGACCGGGCCAGUGAAUGUCGCAAGAAGUAUGCUUUCAAAGCGUGUCACCCCAAGGUCAAGAGUUUCUACUUCGCAGCAGAUGGAGUGGAUGACAUGAACAGAUGGCUGAGUCGUCUCAACAUGGCUGCUGUGGGUUACGCCGAGCGAGAGAGGAUACGCCAGGAGCAGGAUUACUGGAGUGAGAGUGAACAUGAGGACGACACCACCUCCAGCCCCAAACAGGACAGUCCCCCACCUCCAUAUGAUACCUACCCACGGCCUCCAUCAAUGAGUGCCUACUUGGAAGGCCGGACCACUCGACUGUCUUCCACAGAGACGUCUCGAUCACGCUCCUCCCAGGAGGACUUCCUCUGUGGCGAGCCCCCCGCGGUGGCUGCAGAGCCGCAGUACCAUCCCGGUCCUCUAGGGGGAAGCAGCACUCACAGUGGGAGGAAACCAGGAGGCAGCAGCAGCAGCGAUGUGCAGUACAGAUGUGAUCCUGUAGAGUAUCGAUCCAGUCCCGCAGGAGGCAGCAGUGAGACGGGGUCUCCAGGCCGCUCAUCGUCUUCGCAGAGACGUUCGUGGCAAGACCUUAUUGAGACACCGUUAACUGAAGCUGGACUGCACUACCUACAAACUGGACCACUAGAAGACGCCGUCUUUGCAGAGCCCGGUCCAGGCGGCGGGACCAUGAUGGCCGGAGCAGUUUACACUCUCCCCGCACAGAGGAAUGUCCCGUUGCCCAUGGCGAUGCAGAGGCUGAUUCCUAUGGCAACCCAGGGAGGGAAACCCCGCAGCUUCACACUGCCACGAGACAGCAACCUACACACACUCCUCGCGGCCCCUGCGAAAGAAGAACAGCAAACACACAACGGCGGCAGCGAGGGCGCAUCCCUGGGCGAUCUGUUUCGUGCGUGCGAGCAGGGCGGGGUGUGUCCACUGGGUCGCGGGUCAGACGUCAAAGGUCAAUCAGAGUGCAGGCAGUCCUUCCUCCGACGGGCCGCCGACCCUCAGCUUAACGAGCGGCUGCACCGCCUCCGCAUACUGACCUCCACGCUGAAGGACAGGGAGGGGGAGCUAGCGCUGAUUGACAGGCUGUUGGCCAAUCCCCAGCUGUCGUCGGCAGAGUUCCAGGAGUGGAAAAGAGCCUAUCAGGACCUGUUCUCUCAGGAGCCCGACCCGACCGCUGAAUCAGACCCCGGCCCGCCCCUCACCCCCUCGCUCUCUCACACACACUCCUACAUUGAGACCCACGUCUGACGAGUAAAACACGCUCACACACAUGUUUCUGAUUCUGGGGAGAGUCAAACAGAUGUUUUGACGCAUCAGGGUCGCGAUCAGUGACGUAGGGACAGCUCCACAUCCCGACACGCUUUCAGCAGCCGCGGUGUACAAGUGCAACAUGACAGCUUUCUGAGGAGACGCCUGAGUGGCCCUCAUGUCACAUCAGUCUACGAGCUGAUUGGUUAUGCCACUCCAGCUGGCUCGGGGGCGGGCGAUAAACGGAUUCUUAAGUAUUACAUGUUAGCUUCUGUGCUCUAUAAAUACUUUGGACCACUCUCAUCAGUUUUUUUUCCUGCUGACAUGGACCUCAGAGUAGUUCCUUCAGUACUUCAUCCAGCUUGUUGUGCCAUGUUUAUACCGACCGCACAGUGUCUCAUAGCCACAGAGUGACAAACGUUGUAUUCUGUCAAGCCUUAUACUUGAUAUCUACGAUGAUAUUUUCUGUACAGUGAGUGUUACAGCAGAGAUCAAUCAGCACAAGUCUUUUUGAAACCAGUUUCUAGUUUUAGAGACUUUUGUUUGUGCUGGUUUGGUAGAAUCACGUACUGUGCUGGGCUGGACCUGGAGCAUGCACAACUGGGAUAGGAACCAUUAAAGGAAAAAUCCACCCUGAAAACACUUUUAACACCGUUUUUUAACACUGCUAGUGACAGUGUUUUUACAAUGAGGAGCCUAUUUUUUUUUGUUUUCUUGCACCAAAUCUGAUGUGAUGCCAGUUCUCUUGUCAUGCUGUCACUUCAUUUUCACUGUCAGUGUCGUUUUACCUCCAGCGAGUCUUGUCUUACAAUAUUAUCGUUUGAUACAGUUAAUUCAGUGUGACAUUUGACAUCAGCUACCUCUCAUUAAUUCAUUUCUAGGACAGAAUAUUUCCUUUGAAGCACAUCUUAUGUUAGAUAUAAUGCAUGCCACUUCAUUAGUAUUAUUUUUUUUAUUCACAUCCAUAAAACAGGUCAAUUUUAAACAAGACCUCUUAAUACCUGCCUAAAUAUACUGUUAUAUCUUUGACAUACUUUAACCAUU
Messenger RNA from Plectropomus leopardus (leopard coralgrouper), 4152 nucleotides. RefSeq names its product connector enhancer of kinase suppressor of Ras 2a (gene cnksr2a). Gene Ontology annotation, biological process: regulation of signal transduction. Gene Ontology annotation, molecular function: protein binding. The record is from RefSeq and is a predicted model, not a curated record. Lineage: Eukaryota; Metazoa; Chordata; Actinopteri; Perciformes; Serranidae. Gene Ontology annotation, cellular component: membrane; cytoplasm.